AUGACCGAGACGUACGUCGCAUAUGGCGCAACACGGGACCUCAUCAAGGAAUGCACAAAGCCCGGUGAAUACAAGAUACCCCAAGCGCUGCUAAAGCGGGGCGAGAUACCCGUCGACGAGAACGGUGUGCACCUGGGCGAGGCCGAAGGAUGGUGGUAUGACACCCUCGGACUCAAGCCAACCUUUUCGAAUUGGGCCCAAAUCACCUUCAUCCACAUGUACAUGCUGCAAGUCCGCUUCCGCAUGUUCCCUCAGUCACACGCGCCAGUAUGGAUCCAGCACCUCACCAACCAAGCCUUCUACGCCGCCGAGGACAGACUGGUCAUAUGGCACAAGUUCAACGCCAAUUCGCUGCGUCAGAAGCAUCUCAAAGAUAUGUUCUCGCAGUGGCGGGCGGUGCUGCUGUCGUAUGACGAGGGGCUGAUGAAGGGCGACGCUAUGCUUGCGGCGGCUAUCUGGCGUAAUCUGCUCGGCGCGAAGGAGGAUGUUGACUUUGAGAAGCUGGCCCAGAUUGUGGGAUAUAUGCGGAGAGAGCUUAAGAGGCUGGAUAGUGCUACGGACGAUCAGGUGGCGGAUGGGACGUGGACGUUCCGUGGUAACCCCGGAGACGAGGCGCCUGUUGUUAAGGCGCCGAGUAGGAUGAUGGCGGCUGAGACUUCGAAGGCAUGA
Messenger RNA from Alternaria metachromatica, 669 nucleotides. RefSeq lists its product as uncharacterized. Gene Ontology annotation, cellular component: mitochondrion. Bases 1 to 669 code for a protein of 222 amino acids. NCBI's taxonomy places the organism in Eukaryota, Fungi, Ascomycota, Dothideomycetes, Pleosporales, Pleosporaceae. The record is from RefSeq and is a predicted model, not a curated record. Gene Ontology annotation, biological process: mitochondrial respiratory chain complex III assembly. The transcript has 2 exons.